UUUAUUGAAAUUCUGUAAGAAAACACACGUAGAUUUGAUAAUACAUAUAUUCGCUGGAAAUAGUAGGAGUCUGCAGUUUUCUAUACAUAUAUAUAUAGAAAAUUUCGCUGUUGAAACCACAAACGUCUUUCAGCCGUAUCGAAAUCAAAUAUGGUAAAACAUAUUGUUGUUAUAUUUUUCUUAUUUGUUUAUAGUUACGUUGACAGUUGUUUGAUAACGAAUUGCCCCAGAGGUGGCAAGAGAAGCGGUACUACUGGAUAUAUGGAAUCAAAUAUUAAAAAGUGUAUUUCAUGUGGUCCUGGAUAUACAGGUCAAUGUUUCGGUCCAAAUAUAUGUUGUGGCCCUUUUGGUUGUUUAAUGGGUACGCCCGAAACUGUACGAUGUCAACGAGAAGGCAUGUUCCACGAAGCUGAAGCCUGUAUAGCGGGGAAAGGUUUUUGUCGAAAAAAUACAGGACGCUGUGCUACGGAAAAUAUAUGUUGUAACCAAGAUUCGUGCAUCACAGACCGACAUUGUUCAAUGGAAAAUAAACAGGAAAAUAUAGCAAACUUAGACUUCUACAAUUUCCUGAACACCUACCCAAUUGAGAUAACUGAAAAUUAAUCAAUAUGGCAAUGGAGUUCAUAAGUUUGUAAACCGCUUUCACUAAUAGCAUAAAGUUAAUAAAAAAUUAUACUUA
This is a messenger RNA of Diorhabda carinulata, 679 nucleotides long. RefSeq names its product neurophysin 1-like (gene IT). Gene Ontology annotation, cellular component: secretory granule; extracellular region. The transcript is spliced from 3 exons. The coding region runs from base 151 to 603 and encodes 150 amino acids. The record is from RefSeq and is a predicted model, not a curated record. Lineage: Eukaryota; Metazoa; Arthropoda; Insecta; Coleoptera; Chrysomelidae. Gene Ontology annotation, molecular function: neurohypophyseal hormone activity.